Messenger RNA from Exophiala spinifera, 2556 nucleotides. RefSeq lists its product as uncharacterized. Gene Ontology annotation, biological process: regulation of transcription by RNA polymerase II; DNA-templated transcription. Gene Ontology annotation, molecular function: DNA-binding transcription factor activity, RNA polymerase II-specific; RNA polymerase II cis-regulatory region sequence-specific DNA binding; zinc ion binding. Gene Ontology annotation, cellular component: chromatin. The coding region runs from base 1 to 2556 and encodes 851 amino acids. Lineage: Eukaryota; Fungi; Ascomycota; Eurotiomycetes; Chaetothyriales; Herpotrichiellaceae. The record is from RefSeq and is a predicted model, not a curated record. The transcript is spliced from 3 exons.
AUGGCCACCAGCAUUGAGGUUACGCAGGACAUUCGUCGAACGCGCCAAUGCCCUUAUUGUCAGAGGGAGUUCAACAAGGCAGACCACUAUCAUCGACAUGUUCGCUCACAUACCAAAGAGAAGCCAUUUCGUUGUGACACUUGCAAGAAAUCCUAUCCCCGCCAUGACACACUUCUGCGCCAUGCGAGAACUCACCAGAAGACCGCAAACCGUGAGUUAACUGGAAAAGACAACACCGACGCAAGCAUUAGCUCUGCGAGCAACCGUGCAGCAUCUCAUCCACCUGCUCAAUAUACAUUCCUUCCUCCAUAUGGGCCUGACUCUGGACCACCAGAGCUGCAUACUCCCAGAAGUCGGAUUAACCAGCGCUCUGACCAAGACAGCGCCCCAACCGGGGUUGUGUCUGUUUCCCAGCACCAGCAUGGUCAGGGAAAUGUUUCUGCUGCCUCUUUCGACGAUUCCGUGGAAAAUCAGAAUUUCAGCAACGACCGAGGUAUUCCAACAUCACAAAGUCUUCCCUCGGUCUCGGGUACUGGCACAGCUGAUGGUACACAUUGCUCUCACCUUACGAGCAUCUACUCCCACAACACCUGUACUCAAGGAUUAGUUUUCACAGGAGCACAUGAUGAGCAGAACUCUGCCGACUGGCUUCUAGGCCACGACUUCGACCUCGCUGCAUUUGGAUUUCCUGAAAGUGAUUUGGUGACAGACUCAAACCAGACCUUCGACUAUGAUAACGACCUGGGAACAGCUUUGGCAACCCAAUCAAAACCUGGUCUGCGAAAACUGCCACGUCUGCUAGACUUUAGAAGCAUCUGGUACACUCGGAUCCGUACCGUCGACACCGGAUAUCGGGCAGGUUCAGGACCGGGUACCAUCACUCCGGUCUAUGGCAAUUCCCCGAGCGAUACCACUAUUGAUGAAAUAUAUCGUGUGAAUAUGGCGGGAAGGCUUCGAGUACCUUCAUCAGAUGAACCUCUACCCUCCAUCGAUUUUCUGAAUUUAUGCAUCCAUUUAUUCUUUACCAGAUUCAAUGUCACCCUCCCGAUGAUCCAUAGCCCGACAUUUCGUCCAACAAGAGCCAAUGCGCUACUAGUACUAUCGAUUUGUAGUGGCGGCAGCAUCUCGCUAGGUUCGGCUAUGGCCAACAAGGCCGGUUCCAUGCUGUUCGAGAGGGUGAACAAGGCUGUCCUGGCUGCUACCUGGGAUGAAAACUUUUCGCACAAGCCCGACCAUGUCAGAAAUGUCCUCAAAACCUCCAUGAUCGGCCAAACAUUUGCCCUUCUCUCAGGCAAUCCUUCUCAUUUGUUGACGGCAGCAGCGUUCCAUGGAUCCCUAAUAUCAGUGGCUCGACAUAACAAACUCUUCCAAGACACUCGCACCGUUGAACUUGCUGAAGAUCUAACUCCCGAAGAGCUCAAUGAUGCCUGGAGGGGAUGGGCAAGAGACGAAGAGCUGAAAAGAAUCGCACUUGUUCUUUUCAUCCACGAUGCCGAGGUUUCAGCAUUGUUCCAUCACGAACCGUUGUUGCGGCACAACGUUCGAUCUCUACCUACAGCAUGCUCUGCGGAGCUGUUUUCUGCUCCAACAGCUGCCAUAUGGGCCACAAGAUACAGGGCAGAGCAACGAGAUAGGCUGAGGCAGGCUGACCAACUGUCAAGUGGCAGUUUCGUGACCAAAACGGCCGAGAGCGAUGCUUCGGCCGGACAUCUACAGACUCCUGUGACUGUGUGGCCUGCUCAGGAUCAUAUGCUCAACGUAUACACGCGAAUAUCUGGGAUUAGUCCUUCCAUCAUCGAAGCUCGGCACAUGGGAUGUCUGACCAGUCCGCAAGCCCACAAGUUUGAGUCAGAUCUUGUGUCAUGGUACAUCUCGGUGCCAACUCCGUUUCGAGAACUAGGAACAACGUCUAUGCAACCCGAGGCGCCGUUCACAAUGUUGCCACUAUGGCAUUAUUCUUUUAUCCAACUGACGGCAGACCUGGACGUUUUGGAGCUUGCCAUUGGAAGAGAGGGACCGCUAAUAUCUGACUCAACAAGGUCUUACGCUUUAUCCUGGGUGGCAUCGCCCGACUCCAAAAGGUGCUUAUUGCAUGCAUUAUUGUUGCAAAACCUGAUGACUUCCGUGAACAUGGGCUCUUUCUUCCCACUCCAUACUGCACGUAUCCUGUUUUCGGCCGCAGUUUGCUGGUAUUGUUACAUGUUAUAUUUACCAUAUGCUGCAGCGACUGACCAACGCGAGUGGACAUUCUCGGUGCGUUCAGACCACCAGCCUCUGGAAUCUUGCCCGGAGGUCAGACUACUGCGCGAGGGCGACAACCCGACUUCGCCGGCUUUUACUUUGGAAAUGGGGAGCUGCAACGAUGCUAUUUCUGAUCUUGACCGGAUUCUGAAUGCCAACACAUCAGAAAUGAAGGCGGGGACUCUCUGCGUUUUGGAAGGUGUCCUACGUAGACUAGGGACGGGAGGCAUCGCAAGGGCAUUUGCAGACAUCGUCCAAGUGUUUAUCUCCGGCGAGGUUGAUAAAUGUAACGCUCAAGAUACUAUGCAUAUAUGA